Messenger RNA from Amblyraja radiata (thorny skate), 1775 nucleotides. RefSeq names its product PHD finger protein 13 (gene phf13). Gene Ontology annotation, biological process: mitotic chromosome condensation. NCBI's taxonomy places the organism in Eukaryota, Metazoa, Chordata, Chondrichthyes, Rajiformes, Rajidae. Gene Ontology annotation, molecular function: chromatin binding. Gene Ontology annotation, cellular component: nucleus. The transcript is spliced from 6 exons. The record is from RefSeq and is a predicted model, not a curated record. The coding region runs from base 169 to 1179 and encodes 336 amino acids.
GUUACAUUGUAUCACUCGGACAGGAGAAAGGUAUCUAUUUAUUUAUAAUUAUAAUUUUCUUAUUCGGAAACCGAUUACAUUUCGCAAGGAUAUAGUUAUAGCCACGGAUGUGGGAAAUCGUUGUAUUCACAAGCGACAACCCGCACCGCCAGGGAAUCUUCCUAAGAAAUGGAUUCUGAAUCGCCCUCAACUUUCGACUCGGAGGAUUACUCUCCAUCUGAUAAAAGGAGCAGAACAGUGGAAGAUUUCAACAAAUUCUGCACUUUCGUGUUAGUUUACGCUGGGUACAUCCCUUGCCCCCAGGAAGAUUUGCCUCUCCGGACCAGUUCCAGCCCUCCUAACAGUACAGGCAGCACAGCAGACAGUGAGACCUGGGAUCUUAGCUACAAUGACCUUCCACUCUCCGUCCCUUCCAAAGUUAAGCACACAAAAACUUUAACAGGCUUCAAACGAGCCAAACCCUACUCAUUUCUGAAGCAUCACAAAUCCACUGGCUUUCUGCUGCCUGCCUUCAAUCGGAGGAAGCCUGACAAGAUAAAAAGAAAGCACAAGGUGAGGACAAAAGAGGAGGGCCUGAGGAUAGAAGAAUCAGACAUCGAGGAAACCGUCAAGCAGGAAAUAUCUGACCAGAAUCCAGUGUCCAAAUCAGAAUUCACUGACCAUGAUGCAGAGGACACAAUACCAGCCCCUAUUAUCACAGGGUCCCUCGCCCCUGAACCCCUCGCCCCUGAACCCCUCGCCCCGGAACCCCUCGCCCCGGAACCCCUCAUGGACAUCCCAAGUGAAGGCAAGGAUGGUUCUUGUGUACCAGUCACUGCAACAGAAACGAAGAAUGAGACGAUAGAAAGUGAAAAAGUGGAACGACACAGAACGGUUUUCCGUCAGGGAAAGCAGGUUGUGUUCAGAGAUGUGGAUACAACAGGCAAUGAUGAGGACAUCAUGGUGGAUUCUGAUGAUGACUCCUGGGAUCUGGUGACGUGUUACUGCAUGAAGCCAUUUGCUGGUCGGCCAAUGAUAGAGUGUAAUGAAUGUGGUACCUGGAUCCACCUGUCCUGUGCCAAAAUCCGGAAGUCCAAUGUCCCAGAAAUGUAUGUCUGUCAAAGGUGCCGAGACUCCAAAUGCGAUAUUCGACGAUCAAAUCGAUCCCGGACCGGUUCCAGGAAGCACUUCCUUGACUGAGUUGUCUGAAGUUAGCGUUCUUGGUUUGUUUUGUAUCUGGGAGAGAAUUUUGAGAUGACAAUGAGGCAAAAAAAGCCUUUUAAGACAAAAGAGACUGAUGGACUGGCUUGGAGAUUUCCAUCCAUCCGUGCAAGAAUUGUCUGCUUUUUAAAAUUUUAUCUUUCUCUUCACCUUCAUGAACUCCAAUUCAGAGCCCAAGAGACUAGGGCAAUUAAAUCAAUGAAAGUCUUGGCUAGUCCAGCACAAUUGAGCUUGGGCAUAAGGGGUGAAGUGGGGUGGGAUGUAUGGGCAAAUAUGCUGACUACUGUAAACAACAUUUCCUUUCCCUUCUGAUCCUUCCAUUGGUUAUCAUCCUGACCCCACCAUCUUUGGAGUCUAAAAGACCAAAAUCCACAACAGAAAGCAAGGAUGGCAAUAAUCCUAGAUAAUCAUUCCCAUCUUUUCUCUGCAGUUCUUCCUCAAGCAAACAAAAGGGGCCCAGUGCAAUAGACAAAGCCUUAAAGCACUCUAAAUUUGUCAAAGGGGAAAAAAUAACUAAUAAAUAUAACUAGUGGCCUGGCAUUUAACAGUGCAAUAAAACCAGGUGACGCUGUAAA